AUGAUAAACGAUAAAGAAGUGUACAAUGUUAUGGCAGCUCUUGUGCCCCUAUAUGUGCCAAUGAUAUUGGCCUAUUACUCCGUGCGGUGGUGGAAGAUAUUCACUCCGGAACAGUGCUCCGGCAUAAACCGCUUCGUGGCAAUAUUUGCAAUUCCUUUCCUUACAUUCCAUUUCCUAUCCUCCAACAGCCCUUACACUAUGAACAUUUUGUUCAUAGCCGCAGACACUCUUCAAAAAGUUGUGAUUUUGGGUGCCCUAUUUCUAUGGACUGCCUUCGCAAAGCGUGGUGGCGGUCUCGACUGGACCAUCACACUCUUCUCUCUUUCCACCCUACCAAACACACUCAUCGUCGGUGUCCCGCUUCUGACAGCUAUGUAUGGAGACUCAUCAGCCAGUCUCAUGAGCCAACUUGUGUUCAUGCAAGGUGUCUUGUGGUUUACCCUAAUGUUGUUCUUGUACGAAUAUCAAGGCGCUAUGCACCUCUUUUUGAAUCGGAUACCUGAUAGUGGAGAUUCCAUCAUCACCACAUUCACCGUUGAUCCUGAUGUUAACACUCUCAAUGGCAACGAGCCGCUACUAGUUGACCUAGAAAAGAAAGAAAAUGGAGAACUUCAUGUCAUGGUAAGAAGUUCUUCAUUAAAAAUCUUUAACCGUUCAACCGAGAUGUGUUGUGCCCAUUUACCAAAGCGAAGAGCUUCAAGUUUUAGUACAAUUCUUGAUCUCCAAAGUGAGGGUUUUGAAGAGAUGCCGAAGAUCCAUGAGGAGAAAAUGUGCAAGAGGGACGCUUUUAAGUAUCUUUUGAAUUCAGUGAAACAUGAAUCAAUCAUUGACACGAGUUCGAGUCCCAAAGUAAUAGAGGACAAGGAGGUCAAGAUUGUGCAUGGGAUCCAAUAUCCCUUAAGCAAGGGCCCAAAAGAGGUAAAAAUUGAAGAAAAAGAUGCAUAUAAAAAACAACAAAUGCCACGUGCUAGUGUCAUGGUAAGGCUCACUCUCUCCAUGGUUUGGCGGAAUCUCGUGAGAAACCCUAAUACAUACGCGAGUUUUUUUGGAUUAGUAUGGUCUCUCAUAUCAUUUAGGUGGAACAUCAAAAUGCCAUCCAUUAUAAAUGGUUCCAUUUUAAUACUAUCACAAACUGCAACGGGAAUAGCCAUGUUUAGUAUGGGUCUAUUCAUGGCAUUACAACCCAAGAUCAUAGCUUGUGGAAAAACUUCGGCAGCAAUGUCUAUCGUAGCUCGAUGUUUGGUUGGUCCUGCAGUAAUUGGUGUAACCUCUAUAGUCAUCGGUAUUCGAGGAGUUCUUCUACGUGUUGCAAUUGUUCAGGCUGCUAUACCUCAAUCUAUUGUUGCCUUUGUAUUUGCCAAAGAAUACAAUAUCCACGCAGAUAUACUUAGCACCGCGGUUAUCUUCGGAACGGCGAUUUCAUUGCCCGCAACAAUAAUGUACUUUGUGCUUCUUGGACUCUAA
Molecule: messenger RNA, 1464 nt
Organism: Glycine soja
Lineage: Eukaryota; Viridiplantae; Streptophyta; Magnoliopsida; Fabales; Fabaceae
Product: auxin efflux carrier component 2-like
Exons: 6
Coding region: 1-1464 (487 amino acids)
Biological process (GO): auxin polar transport; auxin export across the plasma membrane
Cellular component (GO): endoplasmic reticulum; plasma membrane
Molecular function (GO): auxin efflux transmembrane transporter activity
Source: RefSeq, a predicted model, not a curated record